AUGGCACCCAAGAGCAAUCGCGAGUGGGCCGAGCACCGGAGAGCCAGCAAGACUGCCAGGGAACCUUCGAGAGAAGAGUGGCCUCCAGUGAGGGAGCUUCAGCGGCAGAGCGAUGGGCUGGAGGGCGCCGAGAAGAAGGCCUUUGACAGGAGCAAAGCGUUCCGACUUCUUACUCACAAUCAGAAGUUGCUCCAGGAGCUGCGGGUCGACUAUGAUCGUCGUGGCAUGCGGCUGGCUGAUGUGGAGGCGUCUACACUCCGGAAGGAUCUCCGGCACGCGGAUGCGGUUCACUUGGCCAGGCAGGGUGCGGAUACCAAGCUGCGGCAGGCGAACUCGCAGCUGAAGUUUGAGCUGGAGGGAUCUCAGGGAGAGCUGGAGGCCCAGAUGCGCUACAACACUCGCUUGAGGGCCGAGAAGGCAGCUUUGGAUACCAGGACCCAGGUUCAGGAGACGGAGCUGAAGAAGAAGCGACAGCGCACUUAUGAACUCGAGCUCGAGCUUGCUGAGGAGCGUCAGAAGCGUCAGAUGGAGCACCUCAGGUAUGACCUGAACUCAUCUAAAGCGUCCCGCCCAUGA
Messenger RNA from Symbiodinium pilosum, 576 nucleotides. NCBI's taxonomy places the organism in Eukaryota, Dinophyceae, Suessiales, Symbiodiniaceae. The record is from the annotation of a GenBank genome assembly.